This is a messenger RNA of Paecilomyces variotii, 3030 nucleotides long. RefSeq names its product fungal-specific transcription factor domain-containing protein. Lineage: Eukaryota; Fungi; Ascomycota; Eurotiomycetes; Eurotiales; Thermoascaceae. Gene Ontology annotation, molecular function: zinc ion binding; DNA binding; DNA-binding transcription factor activity, RNA polymerase II-specific. The transcript has a single exon. Gene Ontology annotation, cellular component: nucleus. Bases 1 to 3030 code for a protein of 1009 amino acids. Gene Ontology annotation, biological process: regulation of DNA-templated transcription; DNA-templated transcription. The record is from RefSeq and is a predicted model, not a curated record.
AUGACCGAGGCUGAUGGACGACGAGAUGCCAAGCCGCCACUAGACGCCGAUGGUCGUUCCCCAUAUCCGCCUGCGGCUCUCGAUUCUGUUGUAUCAACCUUCUCGCCCGCUUACGACUUGCCAUACCAGAACAGCUCUGCGCCGUCGCGCGCCCUGAACGUCGUCCACCGCAGCUCCCAUCAUACUGGCGACGCGAACAAUGUGCCAGACGGCGUCGUAUCUCAACAGCCGUCUGAUGCGACAGGACUGCCUGGUUCCAUCAUGAUGUCCACCGCCGAUUCCGAGUCCUCCAUGGGUGCAACAGUACCUACGUCAGGCCAGGACAGUCAUAAUAAUUUUGUGGACGAUGGCGACGCCAUCAGUCCAUCCAGCUCCCGGGACCCUGGUACCGCUCCGACGGAUGGGAAUUCGGAAGGAAGAAACCCGGAGCAAGGAUCCCAGAACGACGGCGAGAAACUACCUCCAUGGAGCGAAUUGAAGACCAAGGCGGGCAAGGAGAGGAAGCGACUGCCUCUCGCGUGCAUUGCCUGUCGACGGAAGAAGAUCAGAUGCUCUGGCGAAAAGCCCGCCUGCAAGCAUUGCUUCCGCUCGCGCAUCCCGUGCGUCUACAAAGUCACCACCCGGAAAGCUGCGCCGCGGACGGAUUACAUGGCGAUGUUGGACAAGCGGCUAAAGCGUAUGGAAGAAAGAGUGAUCAAGGCCAUACCAAAGGAUGAGCCCCGGGAUUUAGCUUCCAUCGGGCGAGCAGUCGUGAAACCAGCCCCUCCUGGCCAGACACCCAAAGCUCCCAAGACCGCGCAGAAAAAGAGGUCUGCGGACGAAGCAUUCGCAGCGGAACUAGACGAAUGGACACGAGGACCAAAAACUACAGCUCCCGAUCCAAUCCCAGCAAAUGGCAACAUCCGGCAGCCCGAUGCGAGUGGACUGCUCACGGAGGGAGCCGAGUUUUUGCCUCCGAUGGAGAUCCAGGAGCAUCUGGCGGAGGUCUUCUUUGACUGCGUGUACGGUCAAUCCUACCUGCUGCUGCACAAGCCUAGUUUCAUGCGCAGACUGAAGGCCGGAACUAUUCCCCCUGUGCUGAUUCUCGCCGUCUGUGCUGUGUCCGCUCGGUUUUCGACACAUCCGGAGGUCAGCUCAGAACCAGCGUUCCAACGAGGCGAGAACUGGGCCAAUCCGGCGGCUGCGAUCGCCCUGAGUCGACACGACGAGCCCAACAUUACGAUUCUUACGGUAUUCCUGUUGCUGGGUCUGCAUGAGUUCGGAACCUGUCAUGGCGGCCGCAGUUGGUCCUUUGGCGGACAGGCCCUAAGGAUGGCCUACGCGCUGCAGCUACAUCGGGAACUCGACCAUGACCCCUUGGGGCAGAACAAUUCGAAAGCAUCAGAAAUCAGUUUUACAGACCGCGAGAUCCGCAGACGCACUAUGUGGGCGUGCGUGUUGAUGGACCGCUACAACUCGUCGGGCAGUCAGCGGCCGCCCAUCGGGAAUGAGAAGUUCCUGCAUAUCCAGCUGCCUGUCAAAGAAUCACAUUUUCAGAUGGAGAUCCCAGGCCCAACGGAGGAUCUCGACGGGAAUGUCCCGAAUCCGGUGCCCGAAGGCUACGGGCAGCUUUCCAACCCGAAGGAUAACAUGGGAGUGUCGGCCUACAUCAUCCGUGCGAUCAUGCUCUGGGGCCGCAUUGUGGACUACCUCAACUUGGGAGGGAAGAAGAAGGAUCCCCAUCCUUUAUGGUCACCAGAAUCGGGCUACAGUCGGCUCAAGCGGCAGAUCGAGGAGUUUUCCGCCUCGCUGCCCAGCUUCCUCGCCUUUACGCUGGAGAACCUCCAGAAUCACGCCGCGGAAAAAGUGGCGAAUCAGUUUCUUUUUCUCCAUAUGAUCAUCCAUCAAAACGUGCUUUUUCUCAACCAAUUCGCUAUUCCCUUGUCACCAGGGGUUCGCCCACCCAAAGACAUGCCCAAGGCGUUUCUCAGCGACGCUGGUCGAGCGGCUGUCGAGGCCGCUCACCACAUCUCCCUGCUGAUCGACCGCGCCUCUGGCUAUCUCCUCACCGUCCCGUUUGCGGGAUACUGCGCUUACUCGGCUAGCACGGUGCACAUAUGGGGGAUCUUCUCCAAGAAUGCGCAGUUAGAAGCCCGCUCGAAGGAGAACCUGCGACACACGUACCGGUAUCUCAACAAGAUGAAGCGAUACUGGGGCAUGUUCCAUUACAUGGUGGAAAGUGCCAAGGAUCGGUACCGGCAGUUUGCUGACGCCGCCAUCAAGGGGACGGUGGCACACCAGAGCCGACAGGGCUCCCCGAUGUUCCAGUACGGAGACUGGUUCGACAAGUAUCCCCAUGGUGUGGCGCAGACUCAUUGGCAAGACCUGGAGACCAACAUGAAGAAAGAGACGGGCGAAGACGCCGUUAUGGCUCAGCGACCCGAUCUUCAGAGCGUGGAAGAAUUCUUCGCCAGUCUUUCCCCGACCCCACGGACAGGUCCUCCCCGCAAACAGGCGCGGAAGCAAGAUCGCGCGGGUACGAAGGAUGCGCCGACGGAGAUGAUGCCCCCUCCGGCGCCCAACUUCGAUGCCGUGACAGGACUGUCAAUGGCAACUCCACAGGCCGUCCUGGGUGCUGGGGCGCCCGACUUCAACCAGCAACAGAUGUAUCAGUCACCGUUCGACGUCGCCUUCACGCCAGAUCAUCUCCCGCAGCUCGACCGGCAGCUCGUGUACGGCGCGUAUGCUGGGUUGGAGCCCACAAUGGCGCACAACCAGAUGCCCGUGCCGAUUCCAAGCGAACCGGCGGCUCCGCAGAAUGGGGCUGCGGUCUGGGGAGAUCCGUUUGCGAUGAAUGGAACGCCGGCCGGAACGGGCGAGUUCUUUCAGCCAAGUGCGUGGUUCCUGCCAUUCAACUUGGAUCCCGUCGGGGCGGGCAUGUCGAUGGAUGGCUCGCCCCCCGAUCAGACCGGUGGCGGAGGGAACAUGAUGAGUCCGUAUGCGAUGGGUAUGACGGGGAUGGGCACUCCGGGGAACGUGCCUCCCCAGUGA